AUGGCCAGGGAGAAGACUGAUAAGGACAUCGAAAAGGAGGCAGAGGCAGCUCUGGCUCAGGCAGGCAACUACUUUACGCCGCGGUCGGCCAAAGCGUCGCGAGGGAAGGUGAUCGCCAUUAUAUUGGCAGAAGCGUGUUUCACGGGUGCCAUCUACACCAACUACGACAAAAUAAAGGUCGUCCACCCAUUGCUUUCGCCCAUUUUGUUGGGUGCUGGCACUGCCGCCUUGGCGCAAACUUUCAACCAAUACGUCAAGCAUGUGUUGCUGUACAACCGGAUACUCAAGUUUAUCACCUGGGGGAUGAUCAACGGUUGUUUUACAGCCUUGUGGAUUGACUUGGUCACUCGAACGUUUGAUUCAACGGUGCAUCGAGUGCUUCUCGACCAACUUGUCGGCGCCCCGAUGUUCCAGUUAUUAUUUAAUAUCUUGAACUCCUUAUGGGAACACGGAGAGAUCACCAAACAGACUCACGUUGCGUUUUUCCGAAGCUUAAGAUGGUCUUACUGCUUUUGGCCAUUAUUUCUGAUUCUAGCAUUUGGGUUUUUGGACCCGCUGCUAAUGUUCCCGGCAAAUUGCUUGGCUACGUUAGUAUGGAACGUUAUUUUAUCGAAGUUGGCUUGA
Messenger RNA from Diutina rugosa, 624 nucleotides. RefSeq lists its product as uncharacterized. The record is from RefSeq and is a predicted model, not a curated record. NCBI's taxonomy places the organism in Eukaryota, Fungi, Ascomycota, Pichiomycetes, Serinales, Debaryomycetaceae. The coding region runs from base 1 to 624 and encodes 207 amino acids. The transcript has a single exon. Gene Ontology annotation, cellular component: membrane; cytoplasm.